CGGAAGGGGCGCGGGCGCAGGACCCUGCGGGGCAGCUACGCGGGGUCCUCGCGCGCGUCCCACGUGGGACCGAGCCGAGCGGCGGUGCCGGUUCGAGAGACCCAGACGCGCCUUUCUGCCGCAUGGCAGCCGCUGGUGGAGCGCUCCUCCACGUUCCCGAGCCCCGCGCCGCAGCCCCCAGGACGUUCUCCAGGCCCCGCCCGGCGCAGGCGAGGCAGCGAGCAGCGGCCACCAAGAGGAGGAACCAAGCAUCCCGUGAGGCUCCCCCAGCCAAACGGAGGAGCGAAGCAUCCCUUCCCCCAGCCAGGGCCACCGAUGCCAAAGAAAAUCCCAGGGCCUUUAAGGGGAAGGCCCAGAAAGCCUUCUCUCCCGAGACGUCGUCAGCCGGGGCGAGCGACGGCAGCCGGGAGCGGAAACCAGGCGUGAAGACGUCCUCGCUGUUUAGGAACAACCCCGAGAUUCCCGCGCUCCUCAGACCUGCAGUAAAGCAGCGGCAAGAAAGUGUGUUCAGUUCAGACGCUUUUCAGGCCCUGGACCUCCACCCACAUUUAAUUUCCACAAUAAAUACCGUCUUAAAAAUGUCUAGUCUGACCAGCAUUCAGAAGCAGAGUAUCCCCGUGUUGCUGGAAGGCAGAGAUGCCCUGGUGAGGUCCCAGACGGGCUCAGGUAAAACUCUUGCCUAUUGCGUCCCUAUGGUCCAGUCUCUUCAAGCAGUGAAACCCAAAAUACAGCGUGGCGACGGCCCCUACGCUCUCAUCCUGGUGCCCACGAGAGAGCUCGCUCUCCAAAGCUUUGAUACUGUCCAGAAACUGCUUAAGCCAUUUACCUGGAUCGUGCCUGGAGUGUUAAUGGGAGGAGAGAAGAGAAAAUCAGAGAAGGCCAGACUCCGGAAAGGAAUAAAUAUCCUGAUCUCAACUCCUGGACGCCUCGUGGAUCAUAUAAAGUCCACAAAGAACAUGCAUUUUUGUCGGAUCCGGUGGCUGAUUUUGGACGAGGCAGACAGAAUCUUGGAUUUGGGGUUUGAAAAGGACAUCGCGCUGAUCCUCAACGCUGUCAAUGCCGAGCGCCCGGAGCGGCAGAACGUCCUGCUGUCGGCCACGCUUACGGAGGGUGUGACGCGGCUGGCAGAUAUCAGUUUACACGAGCCCGUCCGUAUUUCUGUCCUGGAGGGGAGCCAGGACCAGAUGCACCCAAAGAGCAGAGCCACUCUUGGAGCUUCUCCACCUGCAGCUAGCAGCGAGCCGGACGGCUUCGCCAUACCCGUGGGUCUCGAGCAGCACGUGGUGCUGGUCCCCAGCAAGCUGAGGCUCGUCUCCCUGGCGGCCUUCAUCCUGCAGAAGUGCAAGUUCGAGCCCGACCAGAAGGUGAUUGUCUUUUUCUCGAGCUGCGAGCUGGUGGAGUUCCACCACAGCCUCUUCCUCCAGACCCUGCUGGGCGGCUCGGGGGCCCUGGCCCCGGGGCGCCUGCCAUCUGCCUCCCCGCCGUUGACGUUCCUGCGGCUGCACGGGGACAUGGAGCAGGAGGAAAGAACAGCAGUGUUUCAAGAAUUCUCACGUUCCAAAGCAGGCGUCCUUCUUUGCACGGAUGUUGCAGCUCGGGGCCUUGAUCUCCCUCAAGUCACGUGGAUUGUCCAGUACACCGCUCCGUCUUCACCUGCUGAAUACAUCCACCGGAUUGGGAGGACUGCCCGGAUUGGCUUCCAGGGGAGCAGCCUGCUCAUUUUGGCUCCUUCGGAGGCAGAAUAUGUCAACUCGUUGGCUUCUCACAAAAUCAACGUUUCUGAGAUGAAGAUGGAAGAUAUUUUGUCUGUUCUGACAAGGGAUGACUGCUUUAAAGGGAGACGAUGGGGAAGCCAGAAAUGCCGCGCCGCGGGCCCCCAGGAAAUCCGCGAGCGAGCCACGGUCUUGCAGACGGUCUUUGAAGAUUACGUGCACUCCAGCGAGAGGACGGUCUCCUGGGCUAAGAAAGCCCUGCAGUCCUUCGUCCGCGCCUACGCCACCUACCCCCGCGAGCUGAAGCAUAUCUUCCACGUGCGAUCGCUCCACCUUGGGCACGUGGCUAAGAGCUUUGGGCUAAGAGACGCCCCUAAAAACCUCAGCACCUCGGCUCUAAAGAAGAAGAAGGCACACCUGAGAAGGCCUGACCCUCGCAGGAAGACCCAGAGCAAACACCGGCUUGCUGAACUCCUGCGUUCCGAAUACUCCAGCGGGAUGGGGGCCAGCGGCGCCAAGGUCAAAAGGCCAAACAAACGCGCGGGGCCCGGCAGCGCCGCCUGCGCCCAGCGCCCAGCCUUGGCCGUGGGACAAAAGUAAACCCCGAAGGCCUCCCUGAGGGACCGUGAGACUCCCCAAAAGUAUUUUUAAACUCUGCCGGCACAGGACCGGCCUCCGAGCGGAUGCUGUUCUCGGCGAGAGGACCCUCGAGUGAACGGACAGCCGCCUUCCCUGCUCCCCGGGCCCCCAGGACAGGAGCCCGCCGAGGCCCGAGGGGACUCAGCAGGGCGGGGGCCGGCAGGGGACAGAGCAGCCGGCUGACCCGCCUGGUGGACGAGCGCUGUUGAUCCUGUCACCGCCCACGCCUGUCUUCGCCCGUUGUCGUCACACGGUGCCCUGCAACCCAUGUCAAAAACCUCGCCCAUCAGCCGAAAGGGAUUCGAUCCUGCCCUGUUGACGCUGUUCUGAAGACGUUUAACCGUUUCCUUUAACCUGCCCUCUCCAGGCAUAUGCCGGCAUGGAUUUUGUGGAAGAGGAUUUUAAAAACGAAUUGAACGUACAAAUCCACUUUGUAAGGGAGGAGGAGAACCCGUCCCCGGCCUUCUCAUGAUCCACCAGUGCUUUACUCAAAAGGCCGGAAGCAGGGCUUGGUGUGGCUCAGAAACCAGCCCUAGGGUCUGCAUGCAGGCUGCUCUGCGCUCCACGUCGCGUGCACCCGCAGCACUUGCGCCUUCCUGUCAGGGGAAAAGGCUCUCUCAGGACGACGUCAUUUACUGUUGCCUUUUUUAUUAUUUGCCUUUGAAGUCAAAAGGCACCGAUGUCCCGAGCUUUUUCUCCCAUCCAGUCCCCUCUUGUCUUCAGGGAAGGUCCGGGGUCUGUAUUGUGGCUGGGGCCCCGGCUGCUCCUCCCUCCCUCACUGUGUUUUGUGGGAGGUUUCAAAGAGGCCCCCCCGGGGCAUAUUGAUUUCCCAAUAAAUGUAAGACUCGGACAUGGGUAACUCCAGAGGGGCCAAAGGAGAGGGUGGGAAGGCCUGGGCACCUCUCUGUGCCCCCAGCGGCAUUCUCAUCACUCCACCUCUCCUCCUGUUCUCAGUACACCCCACCCCCACCCCCACCCCCCGCUGCUGCGGGCACAGGUGCCCCGAGGCCGCGCUUGAGCAGACCCUCCAGAUCCACGUGGACUAAAGUGUCAGGGGAGGGUGGUGAGAGUUACAAGGUGGGCUCUCGACGGAGACGGGGGACGUAGGGAGUGGGGGUCGGAGUCCUUGCCUUCAUCCCUCAGAGGCGAUGUGAACUUGAGCAGACAUCACAUCGGAAGGGACUCCCGCUGAGCCUCACAAGCCCUGAGCCUCUGCAGGAGGGCAAAUGUGACCUCACAGCGGUGGCUGUCACAUAGGAACAGUUGGUGAAAUCUGUAACCGUAGUAAUAAAUAAACCUGCAGCACAAGUCACACUGA
This is a messenger RNA of Phacochoerus africanus (Common warthog), 3669 nucleotides long. It is a transcript of the gene DDX31, whose product is annotated as DEAD-box helicase 31. The transcript is spliced from 20 exons. The record is from RefSeq and is a predicted model, not a curated record. NCBI's taxonomy places the organism in Eukaryota, Metazoa, Chordata, Mammalia, Artiodactyla, Suidae. Gene Ontology annotation, cellular component: nucleus. Gene Ontology annotation, molecular function: ATP binding; nucleic acid binding. The coding region runs from base 123 to 2312 and encodes 729 amino acids. Gene Ontology annotation, biological process: ribosome biogenesis.